Mauremys mutica (yellowpond turtle) is the source of this 894-nucleotide messenger RNA. RefSeq lists its product as uncharacterized. The record is from RefSeq and is a predicted model, not a curated record. Bases 25 to 894 code for a protein of 289 amino acids. The transcript is spliced from 3 exons. Lineage: Eukaryota; Metazoa; Chordata; Testudines; Geoemydidae.
UUCUACCGUGAGCUCCAUGCAAUUAUGGGGGGUGACGCCACCACUGCCCGGGACCACUGUCCGUGGACAACUGCAAGUGGGGAGUUACACGGAGUGAGGAGGAAGAGACAUUGGAGGACGAAGAGGAAGAGGAGGAGAAGGAGGACAGCGCACAGGCGGCAAGUGGGGAAUCUGUUUUCCUCCCCAGCCAGGCAGGAACUAUUCUUAACGCUGGAGCCAAUAGCCUCCCCCCACUCCCAAGGCAGGCUCCUGGACCAUGACCCUAGAGAAUGUAUUUCUGGUUCAAAUGUUUCAACGCGGCCCCUGUCUACUCCAUUCCAGAGGCUGGUCCAGAUUAGAAGGCAGAAAAAACAAACUCAGGAUGACGUGUUUGCUGAGCUCAUGCAAUCCUCCUGCACUGAUAGGGCCCAGCUGAAUGCAUGGAGGCAAACAAUUGCGGAGUCCCAUAAAGAAUUACAGGAACAUGAAGAGAGGAGGGACGCGUGUGAUGAGAGCAGGCAGGAUGCUAUGGUCAAGCUCAUGGGGGAGCAAACUGACAUGCUCCGCUGUAUGGUGGAUCUAAUGUGGGAAAGGCAGCAAGACCUCAGACUGCUGCUCCAGCCCCUGUAUAACCACCCUCCCUCCUCCCCAAGUUCCAGAGCCUCCUCACCCAGACGCCCAAGAACAGGAGGGGGGAGGCUACGGGGACCCACAUACUUAACCCCAGAGGAUCAUCCAAGCAGCAGAAAAAUGGCAUAUGUGAACUUUUUAUUUGGUUUCUGGACUUGUCCUUCCCUUCUCCUCCACCCCCAUAACCCAAUAGCUCCCCCCCCCUCGACUGAUGUUUAUAAAAAGAAUCUCACUAUGGCAAUGAUCCCAAGUGGCAAAGUGGAAGGGACCAAAUGGUUUAAUUAA